AUGUCUUCUCCGAAUAAAGCUUUGGAGUUGCAGUUACAAAUGAGACAAAAUGCAGAAGAGCUUCAAGAUUUCAUGAGAGAAUUGGAGAGCUGGGAAAAGGAUAUAAAAGAAAAAGAUGACACUCUGAGAAAGGAGACUGGUGUAAGUGAAGGGACAUUGCCACCUAUCAGAAACAAAGACUACAGAAAAAAGAAAAAGAGCAAAAGCAAAGAUUCAAAUGAAAAGAAACAAGAAAAGAGCAAAAAGCCAAAACCAAAGAUACUUGAUUAUGAGUACUGGGACAAAAUGGAUGUGGACAAAGUACUACAAGAGAUUGAUAAGGAAGACAACACAAAUGAAUCAGUGUCUACAGAGUCUGACUCUGGAGAUGAGGAUGGAAUCAUCAUUGACAAGGACAGCGCUCUGACAGAGAAGGAAAAGGGAAAUAAUUAUUUCAGAGCGGGAAAGUACGAUGAAGCUGUGCAGUGCUAUACAAAAGGCAUGAAUGCAGAUCCGUAUAAUGCAGUAUUGCCAACCAACAGAGCAUCCGCUUUCUUUAGAUUAAAGAAAUAUGCUGUUGCUGAAUCAGACUGCAAUCUGGCUAUUGCACUAGACCGCAACUAUUCAAAAGCUUACGCUCGAAGGGGCGCUGCUCGUCUUGCUUUAAAAAAUUUGCAGGGAGCAAAAGAAGAUUAUGAAAAGGUCCUGGAGCUUGAUCCAAACAACUUUGAGGCUACGAAUGAACUUAGAAAAAUUAACUGUGAGUUACAGGCAUCUGGUAUAACGCCACAACAAAAGGAAGAAACAAAAGAAAAUGAAAUUGUUUUAUCUGCAGAAGAUAUAAAAGCCAUAGAAGCCCAGAAACUGAAGCAACAAGCAAUCGUCCAGAAAGACUUGGGUAAUGCUUACUUUAAGGAAGGAAAAUAUGAGGCUGCUAUUGAAUGUUAUACUCAAGGAAUUACAGCAGACAGUACAAAUGCACUGCUACCAGCAAAUCGAGCCAUGGCUUAUCUGAAAAUUCAAAAAUACAAGGAAGCUGAGGAAGAUUGCACACAAGCCUUAGCUCUAGAUACAACGUACAGCAAAGCUUAUGCCAGAAGAGGGACUGCAAGAAUAAUGCUUGGAAAACUGAAGGAAGCAAAAGAAGAUUUUGAAGUGGUUUUAAAACUGGAGCCUGGUAACAAGCAAGCAAUAUCAGAACUUGCAAAAAUAUCUCAGGCAAGUAUAUUGACAUAA
This is a messenger RNA of Staurois parvus, 1215 nucleotides long. NCBI's taxonomy places the organism in Eukaryota, Metazoa, Chordata, Amphibia, Anura, Ranidae. The record is from the annotation of a GenBank genome assembly.